AUGACCACCACCUAUACCGCGGCGGCGAAUACGACGAGAGCGUUUUGUUCUUCUUUUUCAUCUUCUUCGAGAAAAAGAAGCAAAAGCAUCGGCAGAAGCGAUGAAAAGAACUUUCAUCGCAAUCAUCAUCCGUGCGGGAAUACGCGAGAGCGGAUUACAAGACGAGCGUCCUCCUCCGCCUCUCUUUCGAGCAAAAACUCUGAGAAAAGCGAGAGGAAAAGGAGGAGGAGGGAGAGUUUUCGCGGUUUUACGACGACCGCGUUUGCCACGAAGGAGGGAAAGUUUUUGAGCAGCAGCGAGAGGGAUGAUGCUGCGGCGACGAGCCAUCGUGAGCGAGAUGACGUCUUGGGAGUAUUUAACAAAAAAAAUGUUGGUAAACCACCAUUUAAUGUAGCCCUGAUGGUGAUGGUCGCAGCGACUGCGUUUGGAGCAUUCGUGGUAGGAGGACAAGACGUGGCGUGGGCUGAAAUGGGAGACGUCGCCGCCGCGGUAGCUGAGGAGGAUCUAGAAUCCACCGGUGGAGGUUUCGCGCAAGCGUUCCUUUUGAUUCUCUUGUCCGAGCUCGGCGAUAAGACGUUUUUUAUCUCGCUCUUGCUCGCGUUGAAAGAGAAGAAAUCGAGCGUGUUUUUAGGGACGUUUGGCGCGUUAGCGGUGAUGACGGGGUUAUCCGUGUGCAUUGGGCAGUUUUUUCACGUCGCGGAAGGGUCGUUGGGUUUGAGCGAAUCCGCCAUUCCGUUCGACGAUAUCUUGGCGGUGCUUUUGUUGUUGUAUUUUGGGAUCAACACGAUUAAAGGCGCGGAAGACGCCGACGACGUCGCGGAGGAAGAGAAAGAGGAAGCGAAAGUGGAGAUUGGGAAAAUGCAGUUUAGCGGAGAUCAGGCGUUGAUUCUGAGCACGUUCGCGUUGGUUUUUGCCGCCGAGUGGGGGGAUAAGAGUUUCUUCGCGACCAUCGCGUUGUCGGCGGCGCAAGAUCCGACGCAAGUAUUUUUAGGAGGUACGGCUGGGCACGGCGUAGCGACCGGGUUAGCGGUUUUGACCGGGGAUUUGAUUGGUGACUAUUUGAGCGAAAAAGUCGUGGCGUACGCCGGAGGCGCGUUGUUCAUAUCCUUCGCCGUGGGGACUUUGUUUGAGAUUUUUGAAAAGUUGAGUUGA
Bathycoccus prasinos is the source of this 1152-nucleotide messenger RNA. RefSeq lists its product with no specific name. Gene Ontology annotation, cellular component: chloroplast thylakoid membrane; Golgi apparatus. Lineage: Eukaryota; Viridiplantae; Chlorophyta; Mamiellophyceae; Mamiellales; Bathycoccaceae. The record is from RefSeq and is a predicted model, not a curated record. Gene Ontology annotation, biological process: Golgi calcium ion transport; calcium ion transmembrane transport; manganese ion transmembrane transport. The transcript has a single exon. Gene Ontology annotation, molecular function: calcium ion transmembrane transporter activity; manganese ion transmembrane transporter activity. Bases 1 to 1152 code for a protein of 383 amino acids.